GCUGCCACUGCACAGCUGCAGCGCACCCUACCCGCACAUGGAGUACCUCGCAGACCAGGGCCCGGCCCAGGACCCGUACCGCCCCUCCAUCUUCGAACUCGCCGCUCAAGACCAGCUGAGAGACCUCCUUAGCCCCGUCGUCCGCUACGUCCUCUCGGUCUUUGCCCAGCGACACCCGCGCUACCUCCUCCGCAUCGUAAACCACCACGAUGGCCUGUUUGCCCUCGCCAUGUGGUUCGUCGAGCGCCACUACCUCGUCGCCCACGGCGGCUCGUUCACAGAGACCUUUUAUGGCCUCAAGCGCCGCAAGGUCCUCGGCAGCGGCGGCGGCGGCGCACGCGAGGAGCGCACAAAGGCCGCCUUUGCGCUCACGGGCAAGAGCGACAGGCUCGGGAGCAACGAGGUGACCGGCAGCCUCGUCUUUCUCGUCCUCCUCCCGUACCUCAAGAUCAAGGCGACCGACCUGUACGAGCGACUCGGCGGCGGCGUCGACGCCGACCUCUUCUCGUCGCCCUCCUCACCCUCGUCGUCCCCGCUCGCCAUCCUCCGCAACUCGUCCCUCAACCCUUCGCUCCUCGCCCGCCUCAAGCUCGCGUCGCAAGCCCUGUUCAAGCUGUCGUACCCGCACGCCAACCUCGUGUGGGAGCUCGUCCUCCUCGUGUACAACCUGCGGUACCUGUUCGGCCGCAGCCCGUACUGGCGCCCCUGGUUUCGCCUCCUCGGCAUCGAGGUCCGCCGCAUGGGCCAAGAAGACUAUCGCCUCUUUGCCGCGCCGCGCAACUCGCCCCCGACGACUCGCCCUCCCGUCCUCACCAUCCUGCGCCGCCUCGUGCGCCUGUCGCCCGCGCUCGCGCUCGACUCGCUCCGGCUCGUCCUCCCGCUCAGCAUCUUUGGGUUCCGCCUCCUCGAGUGGUGGUACUCGCCAGCGGGCGCGUCGGGCCGACUCGGCUCGGGCAGGAAGGCGGGCGCGCAGCCGGCGCUGCGGGCGCCACCGCCGCCUCGACCUAGGGGCGCAGCAGCAGGCGGCGACGAGGGCAAGGAGGACGAGGAGGUUGCGGCGCGAGGACAGUGUGUCGUGCACGGCGGCAAGGUCGAGAACCCGACGGCGCUCCCGAGUGGGUGGGUCGGGUGCUACCGGUGCCUGCGCGCGCUCGAGGAGGAGGUCGAGGACGCGGCGCUCGGCGGGACGAGGGGCAGCGGGCGCCUGAGGGACCCCAAGACGGGCGAGUGGGUCGAGGUGGGACGGCUGCGGCGGAUCAUGGGGUAGCUGAAGGGUGCAGUGCACGCGUGACAGCU
This is a messenger RNA of Rhodotorula graminis WP1, 1296 nucleotides long. RefSeq lists its product as uncharacterized. Gene Ontology annotation, biological process: protein import into peroxisome matrix; protein monoubiquitination. The record is from RefSeq and is a predicted model, not a curated record. Gene Ontology annotation, cellular component: peroxisomal importomer complex; peroxisomal membrane. NCBI's taxonomy places the organism in Eukaryota, Fungi, Basidiomycota, Microbotryomycetes, Sporidiobolales, Sporidiobolaceae. Gene Ontology annotation, molecular function: zinc ion binding; protein binding; ubiquitin-protein transferase activity. The transcript is spliced from 5 exons. The coding region runs from base 38 to 1267 and encodes 409 amino acids.